Messenger RNA from Carassius carassius (crucian carp), 756 nucleotides. Its product is annotated as small integral membrane protein 29-like. The record is from RefSeq and is a predicted model, not a curated record. The coding region runs from base 210 to 554 and encodes 114 amino acids. Lineage: Eukaryota; Metazoa; Chordata; Actinopteri; Cypriniformes; Cyprinidae. The transcript has 8 exons.
CCUCGUCCUGCUCGUCUGACGGACUCAGUGUCAUGACGCUUUCUCCUUAUAUCAGCCCUUUGCUGGACGUGUUGUAUUAAACGUUAUAUUUCCCUAAUAUAAAUAGUGACCCUGAAGCUGUUUUUGGUGAGCUUCACCCGCUGCAGUUAAAGGUGCUGUAAAAAGAGGCCGUGUGCAGAAGAUGAGCAGUGAACAGAGUGUGUUACACCAUGAACAUCAGCACACAGCCCCCUCACACCCUCAGCGGAGACACGACCCUCAGCUGCGUGCUGGUGCCCGUCCUCGUCCUCUCUGUCCUGGGGAGCGUCGCAGCAGUGGUGAUGUACAUAAAGAGGAGACAGAGGAUCGAUAGACUGCGGCAUCAGCUGCUUCCAGUUUACACUUACGACCCGACCGAAGAGCUGAACGAGGCAGAACAGGACAUCCUUUGGAAAGAGGAAGACACAAAGGUGGUGCAGGGUUGGAUGAGGACGUAUCAGCAGCGCAGAUCCCUGACCUCAAAGGAUCCUGAAGCAUUAAAAUCAAGAUUCACAAGAUGGGAAGUUCCUGACUGAUUUCCCCAAAGAGCUUUAGUGUCAGGAGAGCGCUCCAGGAGACUGCAGACGCGUAUCAUUCACCUCGGGAUGGUCCGGCUGAAGCACAGCUUUACUGUCUGAAGAGCAAGCAGGAUGUUAAUUCACCACUGUGUUCGUUUUUAUUUAUUUUAGCUGUAUGUUUUCUGCUGAUGUUCUGUGCUAUUAAAUCCUGUUCAUUUUA